Molecule: messenger RNA, 1638 nt
Organism: Brassicogethes aeneus
Lineage: Eukaryota; Metazoa; Arthropoda; Insecta; Coleoptera; Nitidulidae
Source: the annotation of a GenBank genome assembly
AUGGCAGGUUCAAGUCAUAUGAACUAUGACCUGGGACCGGAGUCAUCCAGGCUAUGUUCCAGAAGAAGACCUCACAGCUGGCACAGUUCUAUGGGAUCGCCGGCCCAUAGAAGCAUCAAGAGAUAUUAUGUAGCUCAAACGAUGGACGGACAAAGGGCCUUGGAACUGAUGCCCCUGCUGCAGGAGCGGCUUGUGAUACUGAGCGGGGGCAGGGACCGUCGCGGCGGUCCCGUCCUCUCGUUUCCCGCCAACCCGCGUCGCGAGCGCGCCAAACCGGAGGACUACCGUCGGCUGCUGCAGUAUCUUAUGUCCUUGCCCAAUGAAGGGGCAAAGUCACUAGGUUUUACAGUGCUGGUAGAUAUGAGGGGGGCCACAUGGUCGACAGUAAAACCCAUUUUAAAGGCCUUACAUGAACAUUUUCCACCUGGUGCCGUACACCAAGCGCUAAUCGUGAAGCCUGACAAUUUCUGGCAGAAACAGAGGACGUCGCUUGGUUCACACAAGUACAAAUUUGAGACAAAUAUGAUAAGCAUAGAAGCCCUAUCGAAAAUAAUCGACAGCACCCAGCUAACCACCGAUCUGGACGGCACGCUAACCUACGACCACGCCAUCUGGUUGGAGACCCGACUUGCCGUGGAGGAAUUCGCGUGGCAAGCCGCAGACCUGAUGGACCGUCUCGACGACUUGCAAGAAGAUUUGGCCAGGAACGAUAUCGCUGACGACGUGAGCGGGGCCAAGCACAAAAUCGAUCUACACAACGAGAUGAAGAAGAAGAUCGUGAAGGUGCCAGUCGAAGAAAUCAAUUUGCAAGGUCAGCGUCUUUUGCAAAAAGUGUGCGGGCACGACACCGGCCAGGGGGGCGGCGGGGGGAACCGGGAGCAGGAUUCUUCGAGCGGAAUGGGACCUGACGCCUGCGAUAUAAAAAGUUUGGUGCUGCAGAACCUAGAGGCGCUGCACGCGCAGCAGCAGCAAUUGCUGCAGGGUUGGCACCACAAAAAAGUCAAACUGGACCAGUGUUUUCACCGUCUGGAUCGGACUUGGAAGGACUUUGCUGCCGGUUUGGACGAACGGACGGCCGUUUUGGCCUUGUCGGUUAUUUUUCAUCAUAAAGCCGAGCAGUACGUUGAUAAUGUUCCGGCUUGGAAGAGCGCGUGCGAGAACGGAAGCAUUCCGUCCGAAAUAAUGCUGCUGGAAAAUUCCAUUCAUCAGCAUCAGAAUUUGUAUGAGAGCAUGUGCCAGGCCUAUACGGAGGGCGACGGUACGAAUUUCGAAAAUCGACCAGGCGGUAACCCAGCCGCAGAUUAUAGUGAGGGUGCUAGUCAUGUUUUGGCGGUGAUCCACCAAAUUUUAAACCACCACAGAGCCUUAGAACAGAAAUGGCACGCCAAGAAAAUCAAAUUACACCAACGUCUUGCCUUGAGGUUGUUCCAGGAGGAUGUCAAACAAGUGUUGGAUUGGUUGUCCAAUCAUGGUGAAGUUUUCGUAAGGAAGAAUACCGGAAUAGGAAGAAAUCUACAGAAAGCUAGAGUGUACCAAAAAAGCCAUGAACAUUUUGAAAAUGUUGCCCAGAGGAUUUUACGCAGUCUCGAAACAAGCUCUGUAGGCCUGCGGUUUGCUGAUAACUUCAUGUCGAUUUGA